Molecule: messenger RNA, 1965 nt
Organism: Trichoderma gamsii
Lineage: Eukaryota; Fungi; Ascomycota; Sordariomycetes; Hypocreales; Hypocreaceae
Exons: 3
Coding region: 1-1965 (654 amino acids)
Biological process (GO): DNA replication initiation; DNA replication
Cellular component (GO): alpha DNA polymerase:primase complex
Molecular function (GO): DNA binding
Source: RefSeq, a predicted model, not a curated record
AUGGCCGGCGAGGAAAUCCAAUCCCGAUUCGCUCCCAAUGGGAGCUUAGAGCCGGACGUUGUCAGCGAGCUCGAGUCUAUGGCAAGGCUGCACGAUAUUUCAACAGAAGACCUCUAUUUCAAGUGGGAAUCUUACUGCAUCAAGAUGGAUGUGGAUACUCAUGCCGUUACCUUGUUGAAUGUGCGUGGUUUGAAGCAGGGCAUCCAGGAUGAGCUGGAGAAGUCACAGCACCGGGUGCAGCUCAAGAGCGAGAGGAAGAUGGCGCCAACUCCAAGGGCCAAGCCGGGUGCCAAAGGAGGCGAUGUCUUUGGCAUGCUGGAUGGGCUAGUACCAAGUACGCCUUCGACAGGGAGGCUGAACAAGGCACCAGGCAGUGGUGGGAACAGCCUGAGAAGGAGGAUGGAGAUCCAGAGAGACAUUCCGAGCUCGCCAGCAGCAGGACUCAAUGAGCAGCUGAGGGCAAUGAAUUUACCAGCUACGUCCUUUGCGGAUCGACAGAACCCCGGCGAGGUAAUCGAAAUUUUGAACGACGAGCUCCCACCGGCCGAGGCACCGAUUGCGCCGUUCCCCGAACCGAGAAUCAAGCUUACGGCUGCUUCUGACCAGAAGAAGACGGGAUAUAAACCACUUGCAAUGAAGCUAUCAGAGGCCAGCGAGAUCUUGGAUGACCGAAUCGACGACUUUAUUGAUCUGGUUCGCGAGCAUCACAAUCUGGAGGAAUCUGCCUUUGGCAACGCUGCAACUGCAAGCACAACUGAGGUCGUGGCUGUGGGCCGUAUAGCGUCCGAUGCUCUCGAGGGGAAGCUCAAUGCUGCUUCAAUAGUGUUGGAGACCUCCAGACGGAUGGGGAGAGGUCUGAGAGUACCGCUGAAGUUGGACGGUAUACGAGGUUGGAGCUUCUUUCCGGGUCAGAUUGUUGCGCUUAGAGGCAGCAAUAUCACAGGCGACGAUUUCAUUGUCAAGGAAAUUCUAGACAUGCCCCUUCUACCAAGUGCUGCUUCUAGUCCCUCCGCUCUAGAAGCUCAUCGAGAGAAGCUCAAAGGCGAUCCCGAUGCUAUGGAUUCAGACUCAGCCCCUACGCCGCUUAGUAUCAUCUACGCGGCUGGCCCAUAUACGGCCGAUGACAAUCUCGAUUACGAGCCGCUGCAGGCGCUUUGCAACCAGGCAGCGGAUACAUAUGCCGACGCCCUUAUCCUCACAGGGCCGUUCCUCGAUAUCGAUCAUCCGCUCAUAGCUACGGGCGACUUUGAUCUGCCCGAAGAGGCUACAUACGAUCCUGACACCGCCAACAUGAAUACUGUUUUCAAAUAUCUCGUCGCCCCUGCGCUAAGCCGCCUCGCCUCCGCAAACCCUCAUCUCACCGUCAUUCUCGUCCCUUCUGUCCGCGACGUCCUCAACAAACACGUCUCCUGGCCUCAGGAUACCAUUCCCCGACGAGAACUCGGUUUGCCCAAGUCAGUGCGAAUCGUCUCCAAUCCCAUGACCCUAUCUAUAAACGAAGUUGUGCUCGGCUUGUCUAGCCAAGACGUGCUGUACGAACUGCGUAACGAGGAGGUAACCAAGGGGGCUCCCGCCGGAGAUUUGAUGAGACGGCUGUGUCGCUACCUCGUUGAGCAGCGACAUUUCUUCCCCGUGUUUCCGCCCACGGAUCGAUCGAGGCUACCCAAGACAGGGACGGAACACGGGCUUGCCACGGGUGCCAUGUUGGAUGUGAGCUAUCUCAAGCUGGGCGAGAUGGUCAAUGUUCGGCCGGAUGUGAUGCUAAUGCCCAGUUCAUUACCCCCUUUCGCAAAGGUUGUUGAAAGUGUCUUAGCUAUUAACCCUGGUUCAUUAUCAAAGAGGCGUGGUCCGGGAACAUACGCCCGCAUGACGCUCUAUCCUCCAUCUCUAGACGGGGAAGUAAUAAAUGGCUUGAUAACUCACAAAGUAUUCGACAGGGCACGAGUGGAGAUUGUAAAGAUUUAA